Messenger RNA from Brassica rapa (field mustard), 3904 nucleotides. RefSeq lists its product as uncharacterized. The record is from RefSeq and is a predicted model, not a curated record. Gene Ontology annotation, molecular function: DNA binding. Lineage: Eukaryota; Viridiplantae; Streptophyta; Magnoliopsida; Brassicales; Brassicaceae.
CUUAGCCUUCCAUCACAAAUUUAGAAGCGAAACCCUGCAGAGAAGUCCCGGAGAUCAGAAACCCUAGCCGUCGUCUCCUUCCUUUUCUCUCCCUGCGCCGCCUCUCCUCCUUCUCUCUCUUCGCCGCGUCUCUCCUCUCUCUCUCUCUCUUCGCCGCGCCUCCUUCUCUUUCUCUCGGCCGCGUCUCUCUCUCCUCGCCGUGAACAGCCGCGAGUGGUGGUGGUGGCCGCGUGGUGUCAGCGACUUCAGAUCCCGUUUCUCUUACUCUCUAUUCUCAGAUCCAGAUCCAGAUCUAGGCUAAGAACUAUAAGUGGAAAUGCCGACGGUAAGGAAGGAAAUGCACCUGAAACUCAUGGGACCAGAAACGGGACACACGGAGAUGUCGGAAAAGUAGACAUGUGUGUCCUAAACCCCGCGCCCUGGAACCCCGGUUGGAGAAUGGGGUGGGACGGGUGUUUCAAUUGGUAUCAGAGCCAGGUUAAGGUCCCUUAAUACUAACUUAAGGGAUCAGCAUUUCUCACCGUUGCCCAUUUUCCUUAUGGUUCUGUUCAAUCGUCAUAGCUAAUGUGGAAGGAGAUUUCGAACAGCUCCGAGUUUCCGGCCGAGAUCGGGUUAACAAAAAGUCUUCGUACUGCGGGUAGUGGAGUUUUAGAGGUUCAAGAAUGGGUAACAAGGAGUUGUAAGGCAAGUAUACAGAGGGAUUAGUCGCCUAGCACGUCAAGUCAAAGGGGUAAUGGAAAGCCGGACAUUCGAGCUGGAGGGAAGCGUCUCGCGGACGACACCGCCCCACACCGGGCCGGGGAGGCCGGGGAAGGAGAGACGGAUGCAAGGCCGAGGCGUGCGCAGCUUCAUGGAAGGAUUAAACCCUGCAAAGAAAUGGACUUCUGGCAUUCAGAUAUCACAGUGAAGCUUGUUCCCAGUAGAAAAAAAAAAAAAAAAGAAACAUGGGCGUGGGUCCCACCACCAGGGCGUGGGCCCGCCGACGCGGAAGGAGCAAACCAGGGCGACCAAGGGCGGACGGACGAGACAGUGGGAGAAAACCGAUUUCAGAUUAUGGGGACUAGGUUGAGGAUCAUCUUGGGGUAAAAAGGACGAUGGAGGAUCAUCCUGGGGUAAAAAGGAUGAUGGAGGAUCAUCUUGGGGUAAAAAGAAUGAUGGAGAGUCAUCAUGGAACAGAAUGCGGAAUGCUAAUAAGGAUAUGAGAUCUUCUUAGGGAAAAAGGGAUGAUAAGAACCACACCGGGAAUAUUAUAUGUUUAAGCAGCGCUAGUUUGAGAAUUGACUGAAAACUGCCAUCUAUGCAUGACUACUACUAUGUUCUGAUCAGGUCUUUGUUUUUACGCUGCAGGAUGUCUUCACCAGUGCAUCACGAGCUCGGAGAAAGACGCAUGCGCUAUGGACCAAAGGGGACAAGGGCUUACGCCCGCAAGCCCUACCGUGACGCUUGGGGCGAUGUGGUACCUGCAUUCUUCCCAGACGAAGAGGAAGUGGAGUUCGUGGAGCCGCCGAACGCCCCCAUCCAGGAGACGACCGUGAGGCGUCGGAUUCUGAUGCCCCAUUUCCAGCGGGCAGCCGAGUACAGGCGAUUGUACCAGGGUCAGGGUACUUUCCAGUUUGCACCGGAAGUGGACAUGACGCCGCCCACAAGGGGCCGAGGGCGCCCCAGGAAGACGGGGCCGACCAGGGAAGGUCCGGGACCGAUCCGGAUGGAGGACAGUGUACCAACGAGGAAGCGUGGACGCCCAAGGAAGAUUCCGAGCAUUGAUGCAGAGAGUCUGAGGAGAAUACCCGGAAUAUGUCAGUGUGGAACAUUGACGCAGGCCAGGCAAGGACCGCGCUCAGUCCGGGAGUACACAGAGGAAUUCCUGGAGUCAGCCAAAAGAUGCAAGCCCAAGUCAGCGGAGGAUUGGUGCCGGUGGUAUACGGCAGGACUCCGCGAGGAGAUUCGGGGCAAGCUGAUUGGUGUGUUGGAACCAUGGGAAUUCGCCUUGGUGAACCGGAUGGCCGGUCAGGCAAUGGAGGCGGAACGGACACUUGCUCGUCGGGUCGUCGCCAUCUCGAGCUCUGAGGAGGACGUAGAGGUGGAGGAGGAUCCAUCGGAGGACUCAGCAUGGGAAGAGGAGCCGGCGUCGUCGACGGGGAGUGGCCGUGUGGCUGGUCCUAAGCCGGACGGGGAGCAGAAGUCUCCAGUUCGAAGUGGCUAGCUGUGAUUCCAGAGUCAGCUAGUAGGAGUAGGACAUGGUUUUUCUUCUUUGGUUUUAGCUUUUUCCUUUCUUGUUAUAAGGGUAUUCGCGGAUUUUGGCGAUACCUUGAGACCUAUCUUUUUAUUGUAGUCCUACUCCAUUUCAUUUAUUAAAUUCAUUGUUGGUUUUAAAUGAUCUUGAGCAAGUAGGAUGUCAUUUCGUGCUUCCCUUGAUUGUGUUUGAAAACUCCCCUCGGGUUUUGGAUGUUAAGGUUUAAAGCCUGAAGAUUGGAAUUCGGGGCGAAUUCCGAUUAAGAGGGGGAGAAUUGUAACACCCCAAAACCCAAGUCCAAAAACUUUUUGUGGACAGGCCCGCUCUGCGGCCCAUUUGGAUUAAAAACCCUAGGGUUCCUUGCUUCCCCUAUAAAAGCAAGCCUCCACCCUUAGCCUUCCAUCACAAAUUUAGAAGCGAAGCCCUGCAGAGAAGUCCCGGAGAUCAGAAACCCUAGCCGUCGUCUCCUUCCUUUUCUCUCCCUGCGCCGCCUCUCCUCCUUCUCUCUCUUCGCCGCGUCUCUCCUCUCUCUCUCUCUCUUCGCCGCGCCUCCUUCUCUUUCUCUCGGCCGCGUCUCUCUCUCCUCGCCGUGAACAGCCGCGAGUGGUGGUGGUGGCCGCGUGGUGUCAGCGACUUCAGAUCCCGUUUCUCUUACUCUCUAUUCUCAGAUCCAGAUCCAGAUCUAGGCUAAGGUGAGGUGUUCUACCCAGAUCUCUUUCAUGUUCUUUUAUAUUGUUGAAUGUGGAUCUAGGAUUGAGUAGAUCCUGGUUGUUGUUAGGUUGAUAGACCAUGUUGCAUUAGAACUCUCGUACUGAUUUAAGAUUCUAAAUAAACUGAUUGAUUGUUUGAUUGUUUGAUUGAUGGAAGAUCCGUGGUUGUGAUUGAGAGCUAGGAUGGUUAGAAAGAAAUGAACGUAGGAUAAUAAGAGAACUGUUAACCGGUCUGGUUAGAUGAAUGAUAGGAUGCCUAUGAAUGAUUGCUGAAUGGAUUGAGUGUGACACCGAGAACGGGUGGCGUCUAGAAAAGGAAAGUAAGAAAGAGUCUAAGGGUUUAAGAAAAAAGGAAAUGAUAAGAAAAAGGAAAAGUUAUGAAAUGGAUACGAACCGCCGAGGGACUGGUGGGGAGUAUGGGAAAUGAAUAGAAAUGGAAUACGAACCACCGAGGGACUGGUGGGGAGUAUGGGAAAACGCGGCGGCCGUAGCGUUCAAAAACGGCAAGUAAGAAUAGAGGCGCCGGUAAGAUUGAGUCACGCCGAGUCUUGGCGGGAAGGGGUCGUAAGACACUGCAAGGGGUAUGGACUACAUCCAAGGGAACCGGAUGCCGGGUGUACCAGGGCAGGCGACCUCACAGGAACGCAGCAAGAAAGGGGAGGGUUGGUCCGCUUGAGCUGUGUAGGUCCUAGAGUUAUAGGAUGAAUGGAGUCUUAAAUAAUAAACCGAAUUGUGUGAAUUGAGCGAUGACUGAGUUCAUUGCACUGCUUGUUUUUGUGAAAUGAACUUUAAUAGUUGGUUAAGAAAUGUGUGUAGCGACUAGUCGGUUCUCGUUUCACAUUGAGCAGUAUAAAAGCUCAUGGGGGAGACUGGUCUAGAAUCGCUUCACUGAGUAUUAAUACUCACCCCUCUUUUCCCUCUUCCAUUCUUGCAGAACUAUAAGUGGAAAUGCCGACGGUAA